Molecule: messenger RNA, 2834 nt
Organism: Xiphophorus maculatus (southern platyfish)
Lineage: Eukaryota; Metazoa; Chordata; Actinopteri; Cyprinodontiformes; Poeciliidae
Gene: elavl4
Product: ELAV like RNA binding protein 4
Exons: 9
Coding region: 623-2005 (460 amino acids)
Cellular component (GO): ribonucleoprotein complex
Molecular function (GO): RNA binding
Source: RefSeq, a predicted model, not a curated record
AGAGGGAGGGAGCCAGAAGGAGCGAGACAGAGAGAGCGAGAGAGAGCAAAAAGGGAGGGGAGUUUAAACUAAGUGCUAUGUUUUGGGACAGGCUAAUCUGCUAGCGAGCAGUGUGAGGAUCGGAGCGUAUUGUAUGAGCCAGUGUGCGGGGGACAGAUAAGGGAGCCAGCCAGCCCGACCCACAGACCUACCAACUGCCUGCUUUUAAUGUGCUGACUCUGGGGAGAAUUUGAAAGACAGCGUAUUGACUCCUCAGACGCGUGUUUGUGCGUGCGCGCCGGAGACCCUGGGCUCAAACGCCUCCAACUAACAGCCACAGCCCAGCCAGAAGUGCAUCAGCAGACAAGGGAGCGAAAGAAAAAAACAAAACAACAACAAAAAACUAACCCAAAAACAGGACUGAAAAAUUACAGCUCCCACAUCAAAAAUUAAAGAGGAUUUUUUUUUAUAUCCUCUUCUUUUUUCAAUUGAUUUGAUUUUUUUCUUUAUUUUUCUGUGUUCCCGGGACAGAGAGACUGACUCCCGAUUCUGAAGAAGAAAUCAGGAGGGAGCAGAGAAACUCAAGCGAAUCCAAAAGAAAAAAAAAUUAAAGGACAGAACAAAAACCUCAUCGAAUCUGAACAUGUUUGAAAUAAGCCGAACACUCAACGCUGCUUUGUUGAGCAACGAGCAUCUCAAGAUGAUGGCGAGGUACGGGCAGCUCUCGGGACUGGCAGCCAGUGGCGUGGGCUCCGUCCCCGAGACGCACUCGCCGCUAUUUUCCAGGGAUCCCCUGUCAUCGCCCGCCCAGAUGGGCUACAGGUCACCCCUGGGGUCGACAGAGACACAGUGGCGUCAAGCAGAGCUCCCGCAGCUCCAGGGCUGGGCAGAGAAGGGAUUGCUGACACAGCCAAAGAUGAUCAUCAGUAACAUGGAGGCUCCAGUGACAAACGGCCCCAGCGGUGGAGGCAACACAGCCAAUGGCCCGACCACCAACAGCCGUGGCUGCCCCUCGCCCAUGCAGACCGGUCCAACAAACGACGACAGCAAGACGAACCUCAUAGUGAACUACCUGCCCCAGAACAUGACCCAGGAGGAGUUCCGCAGCCUGUUCGGUAGCAUCGGCGAAAUUGAGUCCUGCAAGCUAGUUCGUGAUAAGAUCACAGGGCAGAGUCUUGGCUACGGCUUCGUCAACUACAUUGACCCAAAGGAUGCAGAGAAAGCCAUCAACACAUUAAAUGGACUCAGACUUCAAACGAAAACAAUCAAGGUGUCGUAUGCACGGCCCAGCUCAGCCUCCAUCCGUGACGCUAACCUGUAUGUGAGCGGCCUGCCCAAGACCAUGACCCAGAAGGAGCUGGAGCAGCUUUUCUCCCAGUACGGACGCAUCAUCACCUCCCGUAUCCUUGUCGACCAGGUCACAGGCCCCGCAGGUGGCUCCCGAGGUGUGGGUUUCAUCCGCUUUGAUAAGAGAAUAGAAGCGGAGGAGGCCAUCAAGGGCCUGAACGGCCAGAAACCUUCUGGUGCCGCAGAGCCAAUCACGGUCAAGUUUGCCAACAACCCAAGUCAGAAGACCAGCCAAGCUCUCCUGUCACAGCUCUACCAGUCACCCAACCGCCGAUACCCCGGCCCCCUUCACCACCAGGCUCAGAGGUUCAGGCUGGACAAUUUGCUUAAUAUGGCCUAUGGCGUAAAGAGGUUUUCCCCCAUCACCAUUGACAGCAUGACAAGCCUGGUGGGCAUGAACAUCCCCGGGCACACAGGCACCGGUUGGUGCAUCUUCGUGUACAACCUGUCCCCGGACUCGGACGAGAGCGUGCUCUGGCAGCUGUUUGGCCCGUUCGGAGCAGUCAACAACGUCAAGGUGAUCCGUGACUUCAACACCAACAAGUGCAAAGGCUUCGGCUUCGUCACCAUGACGAAUUACGACGAGGCGGCCAUGGCCAUCGCCAGCCUCAACGGCUACAGGUUGGGUGACCGCGUCUUGCAAGUCUCCUUCAAGACUAACAAGACACACAAGUCCUGAACUCUCGACAGGCAGAAGCAGAUGCCCCGCGACUUUGUCUGCUCUAAAUUUGCCCCCCGAUCCCUUCCCUCCACCUCCACUCGUCCCUUAGGUCCCUCCAACCACCACCGCCCUCCUACAGCCAUCCAACACAGCAGAAUCAAACUCCUGGAACAGAAAGCAGCCAACAAACCAUCUAACAAAUUGAACUAGAAAUGGCUUAUAUUAUAACUUUGGACCUAUAAGCCAAUGUUGCCUGAGUAUUACAAAAAUUAAAUGAUGAAAAUGUUGACAAGUUUUUUCGAAGCUCCUGUGAUAAUGCAGGCUUCUCUUUAUUGUAUAUUCUUUUCAUUUGUUGUGGUUGUUAAAAAAUUUUUCUCUUCUGUGUAAACAGUAGCAAGUCCCCAUAUUUCAGAGAAGAGGUCGUCCUUUUUAAGAUCGGAACCUUUUCUCUGUCUUUGAUUCAGGAUUUAAUUUUCUUUUGUAAAUCCGGAUCCACUGUCGUUAAUAUUAUAUACACCUCCCCUGUCAAUGAAAGGGAGGGGGCUCUUUUUUAAAUUAGUGAAACCAUUCAUUCAUUUGUAGCGUGUAUUUAAAAACUUCCCCUUAUUGAUUAUAGAUGGGAUUCUACGAUCCCUGAAACUCAGAUGUAGAAAAAAAAAAAGAGAAUUUCUAACAUUGUUUUUGUUUUGUAUCGCAAACAAAACAUAAUGUCUUUCCUCACUGGGAUUUAGGGAGAUGGGGUGAGGGAGGGGAUGGGUUAGCUUUCCUGAUGACAUGUUCAGUAAUUUAAGAUAAUAAAAAAAAAUAACACUGUUGCCAAAGAGAAGAUCUCUUUGCUUGAAAAAAA